AUGUGGCUGCUGCUGCUGCUGCUCUUCCCAUUCUGUGAUCAGCUGCUGCCGCUGCGACCCCCGGACCGCGCCAUCCGCCCGCACCGGCCGCUCCGGCUGCCCCGAGCGCGCUUCACCGGCCAGGACCGCCCGGAGCUCAGCAGCCAGUGCGACGCCGAGUGUGCGCGGAGGGCGGCGGCGGCGGCGGAGGAUCUCUCCUACGAAACGCUCUACACGGACGGCUCCCGCACUCUGACGCUGGUGGACACCGCGCGGACACCCGCCGCUCGCGCCCCGGUCUCCGGCGCCAACCGCAGCCGCCGGGGCCGCCCCCGCUGUCGGCGUCAGCUGUUUGGGGCUGACGGUAGGUUCGACAUCGCGGAGUCGGGCUUCGCGCUGCGCUUCCCCUUCUCGGCCGCCGUGCGGCUGUCCACGGGCUGCACCGGGGUCCUGGUGUCCCCGCGCCACGUGCUCAGCGCCGCGCACUGCAUCCACGACGGCAGCCACUACGUCAAGGGCGCGCGGCGCCUGCGGGUGGGGCUACUGAGCGCGGGGGCGGCCUCGCCUGCGCCCCCUGGCGGCGCCUCGAACCCGCCGCCCCCUCCUGCGCCCCCUGGCGGCGCCCCCACCCUCCGCACCCGUUGGACCCGGGUCAGGCGCACGCAGGUGCCGCGAGGCUGGGUGCGGGGCCCCGGGGCCGGGGCCGGGGCCGGGGUCAGCAUGGACUAUGACUACGCGUUGCUGGAGCUGGCCAGGCCCCAGGGCAGGCCGCACCUGCCUGUGGGUGUCGCCCCCUCCCUGGCCGGCAGGAGGGUGCAUUUCUCGGGCUUUGACGGCGACAGACCCGGACAGUUGGUUUACCGCUUCUGCCCCGUGGCCACCGAGACGCCACACCUCCUCUACCAGCGCUGCGACGCGCAACCCGGCUCCAGCGGCUCCGGGGUUUACACGCGGCUGCAGGGCCCGGCCGGCGGCUGGCGGCGCACCGUCGUGGGGGUCUUCUCUGGGCACCAGUGGGUGGAGGUGGGCGGCCGGCAGUUGGCCUACAACGUGGCGGUGCGCAUCACCCCCCUGAAGCAGGCGCAGAUCUGCCACUGGAUCAGCAGCUACAGCGGAGACUGCGGCUCCACCUGACUCGCUCACUGCAGUCACAACACAGU
This is a messenger RNA of Callorhinchus milii (elephant shark), 1139 nucleotides long. RefSeq names its product serine protease 23-like. NCBI's taxonomy places the organism in Eukaryota, Metazoa, Chordata, Chondrichthyes, Chimaeriformes, Callorhinchidae. The record is from RefSeq and is a predicted model, not a curated record. Gene Ontology annotation, molecular function: serine-type endopeptidase activity. The coding region runs from base 1 to 1113 and encodes 370 amino acids. The transcript has a single exon. Gene Ontology annotation, biological process: proteolysis.